ACACGUAGGCACGCUUGUUUUUUUUGUAUGGGGUGGCCUCGGGUGGCCUGGACACACUUGUAGACGUCCUUUUUUUCGUUUUGUUAGCCAUUCGCGUUUUUUUAACCUGUAUCUGGUCAUUCGGUUAAACAUUAAUUUACUUUAUUUGUGGGCUUGUGUGUUUUAUAACUUCGACUGUUGGUGGUGGUAAUGCACCAAAAAGUCGCCUAACGUUCCACAUAUAGAACAGAAGAAGAAACACGGAACUGUCAAAAGGCAUAAUGUAAAUGCUAAAUCCAUGCCUGUACAAAACAAAAACUAGGGUUCAGCGGUUUGAAUCAAUAGGGAACUAUUUUUUAUUCUGUUAGUGCCAAUUAAAACAAUGGCGUCUGAUAGACACCAGUGUUCGUGUUGCUCCCAUCCAGUCUCCUCUCCUAGUGUUUACCAGACGCUGAGUGAAAUGGAUUUUGAACGAGGUGUCUGGUCUGCUGCAAUGAAUGGGGACUUGGAGAGGGUCAGGUCCCUGGUCCAGAAGGGCACAGACCCUAACCUGAGAGACUCAGCUGGAUACACAGCUCUGCACUAUGCAAGUCGCAGUGGUCAUCACGCUGUAUGCAAGUUUCUUCUCGAGAAUGGUGCUUGUGCAUCUCCCCAGACACCAGGCGGUGCCACGCCGCUCCAUCGAUCCGCUUACUGCGGCCGCCUGGAAGUGGUUCGACUCCUGCUGCACCACAGAGCAGAUCCAAUGCUCUGUGAUGACGAUGGUGCAUCUCCUUUACAUAAGGCUGCCGAACAGGGACACGGAGAGGUAUGUCAGCUGCUUGUCGAGCACUGUGCAGCGCUCUGCAGCCAGGUGAACAAGAGGCUCCAGCUCCCCUUCCAGCUGGCACCGCAGGGAGACCUGCAGGAGCUCUUAAAACCACCUCGGUGACACACCGCAUCUGGGGCAUGCUGAGAUCAGACAAAAUGACAUAAGCUCAAAACAUACUAGGUGAGGUCUGCAUAGGUCAGAACACUGAUCUUGACUGGGAUUCACACUACAUUACGUGUGGCUGCUUCUUUCCUCCAUUGAACAUCAGCAACAAGCCAAACUGGAAGGACACAACAUUUCAUUUUCUAAGAAAAAAAAGAUCCAAGGCAUUCUUCUUGUGAAAAUUCUUAUAAAAAGCCUUUAUUUAGAUGGCUGUUUCAUAUCGAAAUCUUACAUUAAGAGUAGAGCUGGGCAGAAACCCACGCGUAUCUGCACAAAGCAGCCUUCUUUAGGGUGUGCAUUUUCUAGCUUCAUACCAUAAACAUUAUCCUGUUUUUCUUUUUUUAGGUUACUGCUUGUGUAGUCUAUAUCCAUGGCGUUCCAAUUCCGGGAUUGCUGCGGUGCCCCCGGAAAUUCCGCCGGUUGUCCCUCUUUUGCGGCGGAUGUCCGUCACCUUCCGAUUUCUUUGUGUUGGAAUUUGA
Molecule: messenger RNA, 1431 nt
Organism: Perca flavescens (yellow perch)
Lineage: Eukaryota; Metazoa; Chordata; Actinopteri; Perciformes; Percidae
Gene: ankrd39
Product: ankyrin repeat domain 39
Exons: 4
Coding region: 362-910 (182 amino acids)
Biological process (GO): protein K6-linked ubiquitination
Cellular component (GO): BRCA1-BARD1 complex; BRCA1-A complex
Molecular function (GO): ubiquitin-protein transferase activity; protein binding
Source: RefSeq, a predicted model, not a curated record